This is a messenger RNA of Microdochium trichocladiopsis, 637 nucleotides long. RefSeq lists its product as uncharacterized. The transcript has 2 exons. Bases 1 to 603 code for a protein of 200 amino acids. Lineage: Eukaryota; Fungi; Ascomycota; Sordariomycetes; Xylariales; Microdochiaceae. The record is from RefSeq and is a predicted model, not a curated record.
AUGCAGCCCUCACCACCUCCUGUCAGUCGCCCGAAAACACCCCCAGACGCCAACCAGAACGAUCCCGUCUUCUUCUUCAAAGCCAACGAACAGAAUGGCGCCUUUUGCCAGUGGUACCCUGCCACCUUCACCGUCACCAAGCAAGAAAUGUCCGACCUAGUGGGCCACGAGAUAGACCCCGACGACCCCUGGACACCCAUCUACUUCAACUGCGCCGAGCAGUUCAUGAUGUACUGCAAAGCCGGCCGCUUCCGUGACAAGACGACUCAGCAACUCAUCCUCGCGACAAAGGACCCGAAAGAGCAAAAGCGGAUCGCGAGCAAAGCCAAGGGCUUCGACGCACAGAGCUGGGACAAAAUCAAGAGCCAGGUCGUUGUGGCUGGCAGCAUAGCCAAGUUCGAACAGAACCCCAAGCUGCGAAACCUGCUUCUCGACACUAGAGACCGGCUGCUCGUUGAGGCGGCAUCGGAGGAUCGGGUAUGGGGCAUUGGACUCACUGCAAAAGAGGCCAUGAUACCACAGAACAGGAAAGAAUGGGGGGAGAACAGACUGGGAAAAGCGCUGAUGGAAGCAAGGAAGCACUUGCGUGACAAUCGGGUUUGAAGCUCGUGGUUGUGACUGUACAUGAGAAUGGGAC